This is a messenger RNA of Oncorhynchus kisutch (coho salmon), 1306 nucleotides long. It is a transcript of the gene pnx, whose product is annotated as posterior neuron-specific homeobox. NCBI's taxonomy places the organism in Eukaryota, Metazoa, Chordata, Actinopteri, Salmoniformes, Salmonidae. The record is from RefSeq and is a predicted model, not a curated record. Gene Ontology annotation, cellular component: nucleus. The coding region runs from base 255 to 917 and encodes 220 amino acids. Gene Ontology annotation, molecular function: DNA-binding transcription factor activity, RNA polymerase II-specific; RNA polymerase II cis-regulatory region sequence-specific DNA binding. The transcript is spliced from 2 exons. Gene Ontology annotation, biological process: cell differentiation; regulation of transcription by RNA polymerase II.
GAAGGAGCGCGUGUUUUGUCUUGCAUUGCGCAGUGACUUGUCAUUGUGGGCCUUUACUGUUUUGGAAAUGUAAAUGUUAUGCUUGUGAUGGGCGUGUUCUUGACCUGUAUAAAUAGAUGUGGCGUAAGGGCCACAUGCAUCAGAUCACAGGGAAGCGAGGUGGAUAUACGAUACGUGUGUAGUGGUCGUUCUCUGUCACGGUCUUCAGCGAACAACGUGCCUUUUCGUCCAAUUUUACAGAACUAAAAAUAGAAAUGCAGCCAGACAAGUUGCUGCAGGUCAGCAGAACCUCUUUCUAUGUGGCAGACAUCCUGGAUCCGUCUAAAUUCACUGGGAGACCAAGCAUUACUCAUCCAAACCAUGGUUCAAUUCAGAUUGACGCAGCGAGAGGGACCACAGGUGGGGCAGCCAUUACUGAACACCAAUCCAGAGUAGAGUUCCCAAGUGGUCCAGCAGCCAGUGAAUGCUCCACCACAGUGGAAUCAGCAAUGUCGCCGGUAGCGAGCGAGGCCCGUCCUGCAUCUGCAUGCCAUUGCCCGGAGAGGUCAAAGGGCAAGUUGCGGCGGGUCCGGACAGCGUUCACCCUGGACCAACUACGCAUUCUAGAACAUAGUUUCCAUAGCAGCCGCUACCUGUCUGUCUUUGAGCGCUACGCUGUUGCUUCGACACUCUGUCUCACUGAGACACAGGUGAAGAUCUGGUUCCAGAACCGACGCACCAAGUGGAAGAAAGAGUGUGAGGGGAAAGGGGUGCCUGAAGAGCAGCUCCAGUGUGGGGUCGGAUACCCCUCACCGCCUCCUGUCUAUCCUACAACCCGGCCACUGUACAACACUAUACGUUGUCACCAGGGACCACAGAUUCAACUAUUCACGCCACCCUGCUUCCUCGUUCCACAAUACCACCGUCGUCCGUAUUAAAUGAGAAAGGAUGUAGCCUGUUUGUUAGAGCUAACGUUGGUGUUUUGUAAGGAGAUUGAAGUCGGCGUUCACAGUUUAGAUACUGUAACCUGCCCUAUCCUAAAUGUAUUUGUGCAAUAUACUAUAGUCCACUGUAAAUGAAUGUAAGUAUUUAUAAAUGAGUUACUAUUUAUGUGCUGUUUGAAAGCCAGUGGGAAAACUAGCCAAGCUAUCCUGUAAUGUGCCAAAGGAUUAUCACUGUGACAUGUUGACUGAUGGGCUUUAUCUUUCUUACUGUUUCAAAGGAUGGAACUUAUCUUGAUACAUUUCCAUGAGCAUGAAAUAUUUUUGUACUGUACCACGAGUGUUCUUCCAAAUAAAAUAAGUCAAUCAAUCCUGCAUUUUAUUAU